AUGGUGGUGAUGCAUCACUUCCUAUCUCUCCCACUCGCCCUGAGCGUAUGGGCCACCAAGCUGAACCCCUUCCCCAAGAAUCACACGGCAGCCGUUGUUCCUCAGACGGAGCAGGCCACCUUUGUCCUGCAGGACAUCAGGAACGAGCUUCGAACUCAGCUCCCCAAGCGAUGGCGCGUCGACACGCCGUUCCUCUCCACGGAUGACAUUGUGCCCUAUGCUCCAGAGUGCCUCUCGAACAGGCUGAUUUUCACGCGUGAGCGCAUAACGGUCGACCUUGUUGUGAAUGAGGAUAAGGCGGAAGUCAUCGCCGGGUCUAGCUACAUCACUGCAAACAGCACGGCGUCGAAUCCAAGGACGGACCCGUCCCUCUCAGGAUGGACGUUUAGCAAAGGCACCGCCCUCGAAGCCUCGGCGUUGAUUGGGGGCAUAUUCAAGGCGAUGGACAUUUCGCCGACCUUUCCGGGUCCCCAUUCGGGCACCAACGAUGACAAGCCGCGGGACAAGCAUACAAGGUCGGUGUCAACCGCCUUUUGGUGUCCUGCGUAUCACGCCUGCUCUGUCCAGACGUGGACGUACUUCGUAACGAUUCAAGGACAGUGCAGCGUGAUACCCAUAUACCAUCCCAACUGCGUCAACGAGGCGGUCCGCCGAGCGUCCCUGUCCUGGGGCACCACCGUCAAGGCGCCGAUACACGAAAUCAUGCGGAAGAAACAGCCCGUCGCGCUUGCGGCACUCAGAGGCAAUAUACACAGCUGGGACCGGGCAGGGACCCUCUACUACAGCAUCUCCAGGAAGGAUGGCUCCCCUGUUGGCCUGACCACUCCGCUGUACGCGCACGACGGAGUCUGGCACCCGUCGAGGGAACACGAUGUUCGGUACAGGUUUGACGCACCGUGCAAUUACACCGCGCUGGUGAAGACUCGCAAUGGGCAUGUAAUGAGCAACCAGUGA
This is a messenger RNA of Purpureocillium lilacinum, 954 nucleotides long. The record is from RefSeq and is a predicted model, not a curated record. Lineage: Eukaryota; Fungi; Ascomycota; Sordariomycetes; Hypocreales; Ophiocordycipitaceae.